AUGCUUCGGCGCCGCACGGGUAAGGACAAGGUCCCCGAGAACCUGGUCAAGCCUGGUUCGAAGAAGGAGGAGGAUAAGCUUCGUGCGGAAUUCGGCGAUGCAAAGGUCAAGCAGCUGGUGCUGAAGCCGCGGAGCAAACGGCGCAAUGGGUUCAUCUUCUUGCUGGGCGGCAUCUUCGGCAUCUUCAUUGCCUUGUUCUUCGCGAAUCAGCAUGAGGUCAUAAGUCUGGAUUCGCUUAUGGAUUUGAAUCUGGAGUCUUUGAUGGAAGCUAUUCCUCAGGGGAUCUUGCGCGACGUGAAGGAGUUCUCGCAACAAGAGCGCGACACCGUCAGCUAUGACUCCUUCGCGGUGGGACUACACCUCCAGUCUCAGGGUGUCAGCGCGAAACACCCCGUCGUGAUGAUCCCUGGGGUCAUUUCAACCGGAUUAGAGAGCUGGGGUACCGCCGAGACCUCGCGACAGUACUUCCGCUCCAGGCUGUGGGGCAGUUGGACCAUGAUGAGAGCUCUAGUCAUGGAUAAGGCAGAAUGGAAGAACCAUGUCAUGCUCGAUCGUGAUACAGGCCUCGAUCCGCCAGGCAUCAAGCUUCGGGCAGCGCAGGGGUUCGACGCAACCGAUUUCUUCAUCACAGGAUACUGGAUCUGGAACAAGAUUUUGGAGAAUUUGGCUUCUAUUGGGUAUGACCCUACGAAUGCUUUCACGGCUGCGUACGAUUGGCGACUAUCGUAUCUCAAUCUCGAGGUCCGUGAUAAGUAUUUCACCCGGCUCAAGUCCUACAUCGAAACCGCGGUCCAGGUGGAGGGUGAAAAGAUCACCCUGGCUUCCCACAGUAUGGGGUCCCAAGUCGUGCUCUACUUCUUCAAAUGGGUCGAAAGCGAAGAGUACGGCAACGGAGGUAAAGAUUGGGUUAACAAACACAUCGACUCCUGGGUCAACAUCAGCGGCUGCAUGCUCGGUGCAGUCAAGGGAUUGACCGCCGUACUGUCAGGCGAAAUGCGGGACACGGCGCAACUGAACGCAUUCGCCGUGUACGGUCUGGAGAAGUUCCUCUCUAAGGAGGAGCGAGCGGAGAUCUUCCGCGCCAUGCCCGGCAUCUCCAGCAUGCUGCCCAAGGGCGGCGAGGCAGUCUGGGGCAACUCCACCUGGGCCCCCGACGACCAGCCCGGUCAACCUUUGACCUUCGGCAACCUGCUCAAUUUCCACGAGACCAACUCAUCGUGGACGCGGCGCAAUCUCACCGUCACCGAGAGUCUGCAGUACCUCCUGGACCAGAGCGAAGACUGGUACAAGAACCAGGUGUUGAACAGCUACUCCCACGGAGUUGCGCACACCAAACGCGAGGUCGAAGCCAAUGAGAAAGACCCUCGCACGUGGCUGAAUCCUCUCGAGGCCCGUCUGCCUCUUGCUCCGGACAUGAAGAUCUAUUGCUUCUACGGCGUGGGCAAGCCCACCGAACGCAGCUACUUCUACCAAGAAGAGACCGACCCUCUCGUGAACUUGAAUGUCAGCAUGGACACGACCAUCACUAACAGCGAAGGCGUGGACCACGGCGUGAUGAUGGGCGAGGGCGACGGCACCGUCAACUUGCUCAGCACGGGCUACAUGUGUGCCAAGGGCUGGCGCAUGAAGCGGUACAACCCUGCUGGGACCAAGAUCAAGGUUUAUGAGAUGCCUCACGAGCCUGAUCGGUUCUCACCUCGGGGUGGACCCAACACUGGCGACCAUGUUGAUAUUCUGGGCCGCGCCUCCCUUAAUGACCUGCUCCUUCGUGUUGCCGGUGGCAAAGGCGAUCAGAUUGAGGAGACGUUUGUGUCGAAGAUUCGCGAAUAUGCGGAUCGUGUACAGAUUUUUGACGAUUAA
Molecule: messenger RNA, 1860 nt
Organism: Penicillium olsonii
Lineage: Eukaryota; Fungi; Ascomycota; Eurotiomycetes; Eurotiales; Aspergillaceae
Source: the annotation of a GenBank genome assembly